Molecule: messenger RNA, 2179 nt
Organism: Elaeis guineensis (African oil palm)
Lineage: Eukaryota; Viridiplantae; Streptophyta; Magnoliopsida; Arecales; Arecaceae
Source: RefSeq, a predicted model, not a curated record
GGUAUUAAAUUACGAGAAAGUACGGGUAUGGGAACUACCAUCACGCUUGGCGUACAGGUAGCGAACCUAGACGCGAAAAGCCGAGAGGAGGUUCUCCUCACAGCUCUUGCGACAAGAUAUAGGGUUAGGGUUCCGUCGCCAUGGCCGGCGCUGGCAUGCACCCCUACCACCAGCAGUGGGUGCCACCGCCACAGCCGCCACCGCCGGCAGCCCCUUCUAUCCCCGUCGAAAACCCUAAUCGCACCACUGCCGACGAGGUUCGGACGAUCUUUAUCUCGGGUCUUCCGGGAGACGUAAAGGAGAGGGAGCUUCAUAACCUCUUGAGGUGGUUGCCGGGGUUUGAGGCGUCUCAGAUCAACUUCAAAGCGGAGCAGCCCAUGGGGUUCGCCCUCUUCUCCACCCCCCAGCACGCCAUGGCGGCCAAGAACGCGCUUCAGGACUUGGUGUUCGAUGCUGAGACAAAGUCUGUCUUGCACACAGAGAUGGCAAAGAAGAAUCUUUUUGUCAAGAGAGGUGUCGUGGCUGACUCGAACUCUAUUGACCAAAGUAAACGCCUGCGAACUGGUGGGGACUAUACUCAUGGAGGCUAUCCUCCACCUUUUCACCCUCCACCACCACCUCCAGUGUGGGGGAACCCAGGAUAUAUGGCUCCACCUGCUCCGUAUGACCCAUAUGGAGGUUAUCCAGUACCUCAAGUGUCCAUGCCUACCCCUGCUCCUGUGCCGGCACCCAGUGGCUAUGCUCCUGUUCAGAAUACAAAAGACAAUCCUCCAUGCAAUACUCUUUUUAUUGGCAAUCUGGGCGAGAAUGUAAAUGAGGAAGAACUUAGGGGCCUUUUUAGUGUGCAACCUGGUUACAAACAAAUGAAGAUCUUGCAUCAGGAGAGAAAUACUGUUUGCUUCAUUGAGUUUGAGGAUGUGAACAGUGCCACAACUGUUCACCAGAAUCUGCAGGGUGCUGUUCUUCCUAGCUCUGGUCGUGGUGGCAUGCGAAUACAAUUUUCAAAGAACCCUUUUGGACGGAGGAAGGAUUCAGUUAAUGGGUCUGCAGCUGAGCACAAUGGAGCUCCUACUACCUACCAGCUGAAACUUGAAGGGAUGUAUCUUGCUUCUUAAGCUUCCCUCAUGAAGAUAACAAAAUAGGAAUGGAUCCCAUCAUGGAAAUUAUGCUGUUUGCACUCACAUCAUAAGUCAUCAUCAGCAUCCUUGACUGAAUGCACCUGUUAUAAUGAGUGCCAUUACCAUCUUCCAUGAGUUGAAGUCUCUUGGGGCAUCAUCUUCUGUUAUGAAAUGUGCAUUGGCAUCAUCAGCAUAAUUAAUUAGUGUUUGCUUAGCUUAAUUAACUAUUUGCACUUGAAGGGGGCAGAUGUGCAUGGACAUCAGCGACAUGGAUUAAUUAGUACCCUUUUAAUUCUACUAUAAAUGCAGUUGAAUGAUGCAAAUUUUGCUUGACUCAUCAUAUAUUAUAUGCUGGAAAUUUAUCAUGCUUGCAUCAGCCUUAGAACUUGAUCUUCAAAUGGCACCUUACCCUCUCAAUACCAUUACAUCGGAGGAUAACGCUCAAAUUCAUGUCAUUUCAUGGCAUAUUCUUAGCUCAAGAGCGUGGAGCAUUAUCAUCAAUUCAUAUUCUCCAGUUCAUCCGUCCAUGCUUCUGUUUAGCAUGAAACUGAUCAGUAUGUUCUUACCUCCAGGCUAAGCAUAAAGCCAAAAUUGGAAAGAUUUGCUGGUGUGAUCUAUAUGCAGGAUUUGUUUUACAGAUGACGAAGCGCCAUGCAAAAUGGUAGUACCUGGGGGCAGUCAGAGCUUGCUGUUUAUAAUGCACUUAUGUGCAACUUAAACAUACAUGCCCUCGGAUGAUGGAAUUCUAGCUCAGGUAUGGCUUCUUGCUUGGAUGAUAGAUUUUAGCUCAGAUUCCAAGGUGGUUUCAGAAUUAGCAACAACCGAGCAACAAGAAACUAGCCAAAAGGUUCCUGUUCAUUUCACGGAUAUCUAGUUGACUGCAUGGUCAAAGCCGGUAACCUGGCCAGCGUUUGGAGAAAUUGGUGUCAUCCUCUGGUGCCUGGUAACUGUAGAACAAUCUUAAUUGAUGUGUACAUUACCUGAUUAUUAGGUGCAAAUAACACAUUGUUCACUAUUCAGAAUAUUGAAUUUUUAAAAGUAGUUCUGGAAGAUGGUUGUAU